CGGUGGUGUCAUUAUGAAGAGUUUGGCUAGCAAAAUAAUGACAAGUUAUCUAACUGUUCUUGUACUCUUGGUCCUGUUGCAUGAUUAUCAAGUGACGGGAAGAUGUACUGAAGGCACUGAGACUAAAGAAAUCGACUCAAAUUGGUCUGCCUGUCUCGUGGCUGAAAAUAACGAGGAGGAUGGAAAUUGUCCACAUGGAUUUCAAAAAAUCAAAACUGAAAAACAAUGUGGACGUUUUUUUCUUUUUCCACCUAAAAGAGAAUACAAGAACUUGGUGUGUUGUGUGAUUUCACCAACCWUCGAUCUAAAGAUCAUACAGUCCGCAUGCGUGGCGGGACGUGAUAAACCGAAAUGAGAAAUUUCAUCACCUGACAGAGCUAAACAUAAUAGUGAUAACGCUGAUAUUARURAUAAURAUAAUUGAAUUCUUAAGCUUUUGAUCAGUACAAGUCCAUAAAAUAUCCUCUAUAUGUAUAAUGCAUGGGAGUUUUCUCCUAUAAAGCAAUGUCAUAUUCGUUCAGAAUUCGAUCUUUCGUUACUGGAACCAAAGCAGUUGUUCUUGGGUGCGAAGCUAUAGCAAAACUAGCAAAACGUUCUUCGAUAUCGAAACAAAAUUCCAACCUGAUAAUAGAACCGCCCAUGCAGAAAGCUAGAAUAAAGGCCGGACGAAUUGAUUUUUAAGGGGAGUCGGGAUGGUUAGGCAGCUUUUUGCUGACUUUCUUAGAGCAAAUAUUAACCUCUGCGAAAGUACAUGCCAAAAGUAUUAAACAGAUAAGCUUUUCACAGCUUUUUCUUCGGUCUUAGUGCAAGAUAUUUUUGUUUUCGUCCCCAUCAAUGGCAUUGCUCCGAAGUCCCAUUUGAUUGCUUCACAUGUAUCACAAGCUCACGGUAUUUUUGUGGUUUCUACAUGUGUGUUGUGUUUAGGUGAAGUAUUAGGACAUUUGCUUCAAUAAUGAGUGAUUWAUAGCUGGUGUUCCCCAGCGUUCUAAGAAGAGGGGAAGUAUAGGGGAAAGUAGCACAGUAACCCGAUCUCAGCAUGACAAGCCGCAACGAACUGAAGCAAAUGGYCUGACACUUCACAGAAUUGAAAGAAAAACACAACACAGAGAUAGAGAUGUUAAUUUCUAUUGAAAUUUAUAUAUUUACAAAAAAAUUGCUACAAACCACACAAAUACCWUGCUUAUGGGUACUGUGAUUGCUGUAGCCUGAGUUCAUCCAUCGUUUACUCGUAAAAWAAAAUUGAAAAUAAACCRGAUGUACGCAGGCUAUGAUUGCUGGAGCAUCAGGAGAAUCRGUUAUAAGACCCUAAACAUAAUCUUUGAUUGAUAAUUAUUUUAGAAACUAAGCACUAAUAAUGUAAAAUUAAAAUGCAAAUUAUCUUCAAUGAAAAGAUCAAACAAGAAGAGUAAAAAUU
Messenger RNA from Exaiptasia diaphana, 1414 nucleotides. RefSeq lists its product as uncharacterized. Lineage: Eukaryota; Metazoa; Cnidaria; Anthozoa; Actiniaria; Aiptasiidae. The transcript has 4 exons. The record is from RefSeq and is a predicted model, not a curated record. Bases 14 to 355 code for a protein of 113 amino acids.